Molecule: messenger RNA, 2903 nt
Organism: Coregonus sp. 'balchen'
Lineage: Eukaryota; Metazoa; Chordata; Actinopteri; Salmoniformes; Salmonidae
Source: the annotation of a GenBank genome assembly
AUGUCGGAAUCUAUAAAAGGUCCGUCUCCAGCUUCAGAAAUUACCCCUCUUGCUAGAGCUUUGUCCUAUUCAAGUUUGAGCCAAUUUGAUCAGCCUGAUUUUUUCCAGUCGCAGACUUCUGUUCACCGGAGCAAGAUGGCCCAGCCAGACGAUGUGAGCCCCUGUGCUGUUGCGCGUGUCUUGGUCAUUAACACCGGAGGGACUAUCGGGAUGAUGUACCAUAAUAAAGGUAAAAAGUUUGGACAGGGAUUUUUACAUUGUAUUUGUUGUUGCCCAGACAAAGUACAUUUAGCUGAGGUGACAGAUGAUGAAUGACAGUGGUAAAAUUGGUUUCAAUUUCGAUAUUAGUCAGUCAUUCGGACCUUCAAACUAAAAUAGCUCGCAAAUGAUUUGAGCUACAUACCUAAGGUUCUUUAUGAAGGAAAACAUGUGUAAAACAUUGCACAUGUCUUAUUAUCCCGAUUCCCGACCCGAGUUUCAUCAUGACAAGGCAACGGUGUAGGCAGCCUGGCAUCCCGUAAAUGUAACAAGUUAGGGACCGUCAACAAAGUGCAUGAUCACAAUAUUAUAAUAAUAAUAAUAUGCCAUUUAGCAGACGCUUUUAUCCAAAGCGACUUACAGUCAUGUGUGCAUACAUUGUUGCGUAUGGGUGGUCCCGGGGAUCGAACCCACUACCCUGGCGUUACAAGCGCCAUGCUCUACCAAUUGAGCUACAGAGGACCACAUAUUCAAAUGUAAUAGUUAUUACACCAGAUGACUUAGCAGACUAAUUUCAACUGUCCAUUAUUCCUUACAUAGAGGAUGCACUCUUAUAAAAAUAUAUAAUGAUAAAAAAUCACUUAAAAUUCAAUAGCUCCUUGAUCACACCCUUUGGUUUCCCCAUAAACCUUAGAAAUGUUAACAUUUUAAUAGCUCUUCAAACAUGUGAUUUAGUAACCUCAUUUCAACUGUCCACUAUUCCUUAUAUAGAGAGGCAUGUUGCACACCCUUUAGUUCUCAUGAAAUGAUUCCUAAUUUGUAUAUAUAGAUAAGGAAAUCACUUAAAAUUCAGUAGCUCCUUGACCAUGUGACCUAGACACCUCAAACCGACAUUGGAAUGUUGAAAGCAUAGGGACACACAUUUUCACACCCUUUGGUUUUCCCAUAAAGCGUUUACACAAUUUUAUAUAAAUAUUUAAAACUUUUAAAUGUCAGUAGCUCUUCAACCACGUGACUUAGCAACCUCAUUUCAACUGUCCAUUAUUUAUUUUUUUCGAAUUUCAAUAGCGCUUUGAACACAUGACCUAGGCACCUUACACAAACGUUGUAUUGUUUACAGGGUAUGGAUGGAGACACAUUGCACACCCUUUGGUUUUCCAAUAAAGCACAACAUUAGAGCCCCAACUCUCUGACUCCCUCAGUUUCACACAACAAUAUGACUUUCUGCUCUGAAAAGUUGGACCACGAGGUUUUGGGCAAUCUGAAUAGUAUUGUGUUGAACAGUUUGUCUGAUUGUCACCUCUUACCUGGACAACUGCAUAGCUCAUUCCUAAAGCCUCUGUGUCAACCCUCUUCAAUAUGUUCAGAAUUCUGUUGCUUCAGUGCUCACCCUGAAGGGUACAGAAUUUUCAAACUGUUUGCAGGCAUUCUGAUGGGCUAGCAGGAGGAGGGCAAAAGAAAGUGUUCUCCCUCCUCUGGGUCCUUCUCUGUUGUUAUGGUACAAAUUAAGGCUGCGGGCUGAUUUCAAGGUUUUACUUUUUACCUACAAAGCAUUGCAUGGAGUUGCUGCUACUUAUCCCUCUGAUUUGGUUCUGCCGUACAUACCUAAAUGUACGCUACAGUCACAAGACGCAGGCCUCCUUAUUGUCCCUAUAAUUUCUAAGCAAACAGCUGGAGACAGGGCUUUCUCCUUUAUGGGAUGGUCUGCCGAUCCAUGUGAGAGAAUCAGACUCGGUCUCAACCUUUUAAGUCUUUACUGAAGACUCAUCUCUUCAGUAGGUCCUAUGAUUGAGUGUCUGGCUUAGGGGUGCGAAGGUGAACGGCAAGGUACUGGCGAGAGGAACCACACUUGCUGUCUCUGGCUUCCCAGCUCCCCUCUCUUUCUGGGAUUCCCUGCCUCUGACCCUAUUAUAGAGGCCGAAUCACUGGCUUGUUUGCGCUCUCCUAUGCCGUCCCUAUGAGAGCGCAUCACGUCAUCCCAUGCUUUGUUCGCUGCACUCGACUCCCUUGGGUGGGUUGAGUCACUGGCGUGAUCUUCCUGUCCGAUUUUGCACCCCCCCUAGGGCUAGUGUGGUGGGUGAGAUCUUCCUGGGCUAUACUCUGCCUUUUCUCAUGGCAGUUAGUUAGUGGUCUGUUGAUUUCCCUUGAGUGGUCUAGGGGCUGUGCUUUGGCAAAGUGGGUGGCUUUUAUCCUGUCUGAUUGGCCCUGUGUGUUAUUUCAUAGUUUUCACUAUUAUUCUACAAUGAAAAAAAUAUAAAUAAUAAAGAAAAACCCUUGAAUGAGUAUGUGUGUCCAAACUUUUGACUGGUUUCUCUGUGGACUGAUCCGUGCAUUUGGCACUUCACAGCGCCCUCUGUCAUUGGUGGUGGUCUGUAGCUUUACAAACAUCCCUUGUUUUGAUGAUGCACUCUUCCCCAGCCACCAGCUAUGUAGUAAUCAUGGCAGAAUCUAAAAGGUUUAUGUCAAGUCCCUCUCCAGCUUCAGAAAUGACCCCUCUCACUAGAGCUUUGUCCUAUUCAAGUUUGAGCCAACUUGAUCAGCCUGAUUUUUUCCAGUCGCAGACUUCUGUUCACCGGAGCAAGAUGGCACAGCCAGGCCGACAGAGCAGUAACAGUAUUGAGUCUCUGGAUGUGUGUCCCUGUGCUGAAGCGCUUGUCAUGGUCAUUAACCCUGGAGAGACUAUCGGGAUGAUGUACCAUAAUAAC